CAAAGUGUGUGUGUCUCUUUCACAUGUUCACCACUAGGUGGCAGCACUCACUACAACGCACUCGCACCGCGCACCGCCUAUUUGACUCCUCUUACCUAGCCUAGAAAGCGAAAGCGGGGAGGGACCGAGAGACGGGAGGGGGAGCUCUAGAAGGCUUUGUUAGGCGUUUCGUCUGCUUUGUUUAUGUUAUUUUGUAAAUAUGGACCGAUGUGGUGCUAGUUUUAUGGAAUUGUCUAAAUUAAAUUCAAAAAAUAACGUCCUUGAGUGCCGUGUCUGUGAAGAUGUAUUCUCACUUCAAGGAGAUAAGGUCCCACGCCUACUUCAUUGUGGACAUUCUGUUUGCCAUGCUUGUUUGAUGCGCUUACCACAGAAAGACAGUACAAUUCAAUGCCCAUUUGAUCGUCAACCCACUCCAGUUGGCAAUUCUGGAGUCUGGGGUCUAAAAAAGAACUUUUCUUUGCUUGAGCUCCUUGAGCGACUACAACAUGCAUCAGAUAAAGCAGCCAUUUCAUUUUUCCUAUCAGCAGAGGCAUUGGAGUUGGAAAGAAAGUUAGCUGUUAACUGUGACGAAGAUGAACAACAUGUUGCAGUCUUGUAUUGUACUGUGUGUGGCUCACACCUCUGCGAAGCAUGCUCUGAACUAACCCACUCCACUCGCACUCUUGCCAAGCAUCGCAGAGUUCCACUAUCUGAAAAACCAAGGUUGCUAUAACUUUCAAAUUUUAUAAUUUUU
Messenger RNA from Frankliniella occidentalis (western flower thrips), 733 nucleotides. Its product is annotated as E3 ubiquitin-protein ligase TRIM23-like. The transcript has 4 exons. Bases 200 to 712 code for a protein of 170 amino acids. The record is from RefSeq and is a predicted model, not a curated record. NCBI's taxonomy places the organism in Eukaryota, Metazoa, Arthropoda, Insecta, Thysanoptera, Thripidae. Gene Ontology annotation, molecular function: zinc ion binding.